This is a messenger RNA of Pseudozyma hubeiensis SY62, 771 nucleotides long. Its product is annotated as MUTL-like protein 1. The record is from RefSeq and is a predicted model, not a curated record. Bases 1 to 771 code for a protein of 256 amino acids. The transcript has a single exon. Lineage: Eukaryota; Fungi; Basidiomycota; Ustilaginomycetes; Ustilaginales; Ustilaginaceae.
AUGUUGCUCUCCCCCGCCGUCAAGACAUCGUACCUCAACACCAUGGCUGGUGGCUCGCCCACCACGCCCAAGCGCAAGACCGAGGACGAGAUUGUCGACACUUCGCCUCUUUCGGGCAAGCGUGCUCGCCCCACCAUUCCUCUUCGAGGCUCCAGAUCCUCUAGCAUGUUUCAGCUGCAGCAACAGCAACAGCAGCAGCAGUCGCCGCUGCCAACGCCUGGCUCUCACUUCCAGCAGGACCCCUUCGCGAGCUCAUCCGACGUGACGCUCGACGACCUUACCACCCCCACCAACAACCACCAGCAGCAGCAGAACCAACAACGUGACAUCUUCACCCACUCUUCGGCCUCGACCAAGGGCAAAGGCGCCCAGGCCGCAGCCUCGUCCGUCUCGUUUACGAGCAACAAUCCUCAUUGGCUCAAAGUGGUCACCUCGUACGGCUACACGUUCAUCAAGUCGGACGAGCUUCAUCUGCUAGAAGGCAAUGCCGACGUGCAGAUGGUCAUUGAGCCCUCCAACCCGGCACACCAGAACGAGGUUCCCGCCUCUCCGCCCGCGCAGAUGAGGUUCCCGAUGGGCGUCGAGUUCCCACCCACACCCUCGCCUUCGGAUGACGGCAGCGGUGUCGCUGCGAACAGGUACUUUGAACAGCAGCAUGCGGCAGGCAAGCCGCUGUGGGAGCACGUCGAGGGCGACUUCGAGGCAGCGAGGGCACAACAAGCUCAGGCAGCAGCUGGCGGUCUCAACGAGAUGAUGAUGGACGAGUGGUGA